Messenger RNA from Adineta steineri, 570 nucleotides. The record is from the annotation of a GenBank genome assembly. Lineage: Eukaryota; Metazoa; Rotifera; Eurotatoria; Adinetida; Adinetidae.
AUGACUAUAGCAGAUCAGUUGCAUGGGAUGAAUGAUGUUUUAGGACAAAAACCAUCAACUGAAACCUCGUCAAACGCUGAUUUUAAUGCCGACGAUGAGGACAGUUGGCUCUUUGAAGAAUUGAACCGUGAAGAAGCAAUUCAUACGUUACAAAAUCAAUUAGAUGGUACAUUUCUUGUACGCCCCAGUAGUACAAUAAAAGGCGAUCUUGUUCUUUGUGUUAAAGAAGGUUCGAAAGUUAGUCAUUAUAUAAUCAAUGUAUAUCAUGAAGAUAUAAAAUUAAUAUAUAAAAUUGGUGAUAAAACAUUUUCAAGUAUGAAAGAUCUUUUAAAUUUUUAUAAACAACGAUUACUUGAUACGUCACCACUUACUCGAAUUUGUCCAAAACCUCGUGUAAGAACGAAAUAUAAAUUUGAAGGAAAAGAUGAUGAAGAUUUACCUUUUAAAAAAGGACAAAUUUUAAUGAUUAUUAAAAAAAUAGAACCAUUAUGGUGGUUAGCAAGAAAUAGCAUAGGAGAUAAAGGCAUGAUUCCAGCUAAUUAUGUUGAAUAUAUUCGAGAUGAUGUUUAA